Molecule: messenger RNA, 858 nt
Organism: Aspergillus bombycis
Lineage: Eukaryota; Fungi; Ascomycota; Eurotiomycetes; Eurotiales; Aspergillaceae
Product: sulfotransferase family protein
Exons: 3
Coding region: 1-858 (285 amino acids)
Source: RefSeq, a predicted model, not a curated record
AUGUCUUUGACCUACUCGGACAAUCUUGCUCCCCAGCCCUUGACCGAUGUCUUCACCGAUGACACAUGCAUUGACAGGCGCCAGUGCCACCGGACCGUGCCAAUGAAGGUACUGGCACUCGGCGUUGGAAGAACAGGAACAGCAUCUCUCCGCAUAGCUCUGGAGCGCCUCGGAUACCUGAAAUGCUACCAUAUGAUGUCCGCUAGUGUGGAGAACCCUCCCGACUGCUUGAUGUGGCAUGAUGCCCUCCUCGCCAAAUAUGAUGGUGUGGGUGAGUUUGGAAGGAAGGAAUGGGAUCAGUUGCUGGGAGAGUGCCAGGCUGUCUGCGACUGGCCCGCCUGUGCUUUUGCUAAAGAGCUGAUUGAAGCCUACCCUAAUGCUAAGAUCAUCCUGACUACUCGUGAUGUGGACUCGUGGCAUGCAUCCGUUAUGAAGACUGUGUUUUGGCGUGUGAGCGAUCCUGAGCACAGCUUCGUUUCGAACUUCAGCUGGGCUGCCAGCAUGUACUACCCUAUGUUGAACAAGUUCUUCGAGACCUUCUUCCGCGGGGACUUCCCCAACAAGGGCAAGCAGGUGUACGAGGAUCACGUCGCCGAAGUACGCAGCCUGGUUCCACCCGAGCGUCUGUUGGAGUACAAGAUUAGCGAUGGCUGGGGCCCUCUGUGUGAAUUCCUGGGAGAAGAAGUCCCCGACACACCAUUCCCCCGUGGAAAUGAUAUGGCCGACUUCUUCAAGCGUUGCCGUACCCGCAACAGGCACCAGAUGAUGAAUGCUGCCCUGCAAGCUGUCACGAUGGGUGGAGCUCUACUGGCGACCGGAUUGGCCGCUACUAUGGCCUUCAAGCGCUUCUGUCGGUGA